Molecule: messenger RNA, 772 nt
Organism: Indicator indicator
Lineage: Eukaryota; Metazoa; Chordata; Aves; Piciformes; Indicatoridae
Gene: NKIRAS2
Product: NFKB inhibitor interacting Ras like 2
Exons: 3
Coding region: 1-576 (191 amino acids)
Biological process (GO): canonical NF-kappaB signal transduction
Molecular function (GO): GTP binding; GTPase activity
Source: RefSeq, a predicted model, not a curated record
AUGGGGAAGAGCUGCAAGGUGGUGGUGUGCGGCCAGGCCUCCGUCGGGAAAACCUCCAUCCUGGAGCAGCUGCUGUACGGGAACCAUGUGGUCGGCUCCGAGAUGAUCGAGACCCAAGAGGACAUUUACGUGGGCUCCAUCGAGACGGACCGGGGGGUGCGGGAGCAGGUUCGCUUCUACGACACACGGGGCCUGCGGGACGGCCUGGAGCUGCCCAAGCACUGCUUCUCCUGCACCGAUGGCUACGUGCUGGUCUACAGCACCGACAGCAAGGAAUCCUUCAAGAGAGUGGAGCUCCUCAAAAAGGAGAUUGACAAGUCCAAAGACAAGAAGGAGGUAACCAUUGUGGUUUUGGGCAACAAGUGUGACCUGCAGGAGCAGCGCCGGGUGGACCACGAGGCAGCCCAGCACUGGGCCAAGGGUGAGAAGGUGAAGCUGUGGGAGGUGUCGGUGGCUGACCGGCGCACUCUGAUCGAGCCCUUCAUCUACCUGGCCAGCAAGAUGACACAGCCCCAGAGCAAGUCUGCCUUCCCCCUGAGUCGCAAGAACAAGGGCAGCGGGUCCCUGGAUGGCUGAGCUUCCUCCCUUCCCUUACUGCCUCCUAUUCCUUGUCUCCCUCUUCCCUUGCACCACCUCCUGCUGAGGCUCUGCUGUGUCACAGAGGAGGACUGGGAGUCCCAGGGCUGGGGGUGGCCUUUGAGGACAAGACAGGUGACCAAUCUCCCUGCAGCAGGCAGGGACCGCUCCUUCCCCUGCCCAGCGCCCACAGACG